UAGUCAGUUCGAGCAAGCAACGCACCUGAGCAUUCAGUCAUUGACGGAGACUCGAAAGCUUAGGACGGUUAUUUCAAGCGAGCAACGCGAUUUUAGUUCAAGUGAAGUGAAGUGAAGUUCAUUUUUGUUUGGUAACACCCGUGCCGUCGAGAGACCACCAGAAGACAUACAAAGUAGUUUAUGCUCGAACGCUCGCUCCGUGUGACGUGUGUGUAGAAACUGAAAAACAAUAACCAACGUUAUUUCAGGAACUGUAACCAGUAGCAGCUGAUUGAUCUGCAAUCUUUCAAGAUAAAUCUGCUAGUCCGUCUGUAUAACCGUCCAAAAACAAAAAAAAAAGGAGUGUGCGUGUUCCAGAGAGAUUUGAACUGUUUGCAUGGCUUGCAUUAACCAGUAAUAGACGUCAAGAGCUGCAUCAUUUAUCGAUAGUUUUUAUACGAAUUCAUGAACUAACCUUCAAACAACACAAUGGCAAAAGGGAACGGUCAUAAUUUGGAGGCUUCAAACUACGAUCCCACUGCUAUUGAAGAGGAUGAGCCACUCACAUGGAGAUUUUGGCGAAAACGUCGUUACAUUGUGGUGUUGUUGGCAUUUUUCGGCUUCUUCAAUGUCUACUCGCUGCGUGUCAAUUUAAGUGUGGCCAUUGUGGCCAUGACAGAAAAUCGCACUGUGAUUGAUGAGAAUGGACAAGAGUCAUGGGAACAAGAUUUCCCCUGGGAUUCCAAACAGAAAGGUCUCAUAUUGAGUUCCUUUUUCUAUGGUUACAUUUUGACACAAUUCAUAGGAGGUUUUGUGGGUGCCAAAAUUGGUGGAAAUAUAGUAUUUGGCAUUGGCAUUGGAGCCACUGCUAUUUUGACCCUAUUCACCCCAUUGGCCGCCAAGCAUAGUUUGGAAAUGUUAUUGGCUGUGCGCAUUAUUGAGGGUAUAUUUGAGGGUGUUACAUUCCCUUGCAUUCAUGCUGUGUGGUCACGUUGGGCACCCCCACUCGAAAGAUCUCGCAUGGCCUCCAUAGCAUUUGCGGGCAAUUAUGCUGGUACUGUGAUAGCUAUGCCUUCUUCUGGGCUUUUGGCCACAGCCUAUGGCUGGGAAAGUGUCUUCUAUGUGUUUGGUGCCAUUGGCUGUGUCUGGUUGAUCCUUUGGAUGGUCAUUGUACGCUCAGGACCAGAUCGUGAUCGUUUCUGUUCGGCCAAUGAGCGUGAUUAUAUCAUGAAGAGAAUUGGUGUGGGUGCCAAUAAGUCUAUAAAGCAUCCAUGGAAAUCAAUAUUCACCUCACUGCCAUUUUUUGCCAUCGUUGCUUCGCAUUUCUCGGAAAAUUGGGGUUUCUAUACGCUGCUGACACAAUUGCCGACAUUCCUAAAAGAUACCCUCAACUUUGAUUUGGACAAGACUGGUUUCCUGUCGGCUGUACCCUACUUGGCUAUGGGUAUUCUCCUUGGUGUCUCCGGCUAUUUGGCUGAUUGGCUGCAGGUUAAAGGGAUAUGGACCACCACUCAAGUAAGACGCAAUUUCAAUUGUGGUGCGUUUUUGGCUCAGACAGUCUUCAUGAUACUUACCGCCUAUCUGUUGGAUCCAACAUGGUCGGUGGUUUGCAUAACCAUAGCUGUGGGCUUGGGAGCCUUUGCUUGGUCUGGUUUUGCGGUGAAUCAUUUGGAUAUUGCCCCUCAACAUGCCAGUGUUUUGAUGGGCAUUGGCAAUACCUUUGCCACCAUUCCGGGCAUAGUGAGUCCCAUGUUGACCGGUUACCUGGUAGUCGAUCAAACCAGCGAAGAAUGGCAAACGGUCUUUUUCAUAUCGGCGGGUAUUUAUCUGGUGGGCUGUGUCAUCUAUUGGAUAUGGGCCUCUGGAGAGCUACAGGAAUGGGCUAAGACCCCAGAGCAAAAGGCUCACGAAAUGACUCAACAUCAAGUGUCGAACAACAACACUUCGCCAAAUGCCUAUGUCAAUGAGGCCAUGGACAUGAAGGAGGAAAUGAAAUGAUAGCUUCCCCAUAAGACACACACACACACAAUCAUUUCCACUUCACCAUCCACCAUGCAUUACAUUCCAAGAAAAAAUUUUCAUUGAAUUUGUUUUUUUUUAUUAUUUUUGUAUUGUUUUCAUUUACUUCUUAUGUAAAUAUUUAUUUUUGAAAAUAUUUUUAGAGCUCAUCGAUACAAGAUGAUGAUGAUGAUGAGGGAGACAUCAAAUGCUGUUGUUUUUUUUUGUUCUGUUUGUGAAAAUGUCUGCUGAAUAAUCCACAAAUUGUCUUGGAUUCCAUUCCAGAUCAAUGUGCAAUUUCUUUGUUAUCGUGGCACACAUUUUGCCUUUAGGUCAAUACACUAUUCUUAGUGCUGUUUAAAUGUACGAAAAAAAAAACAAUAAACAAAUAGUGAUGACAAGUAAUCGAA
Stomoxys calcitrans (stable fly) is the source of this 2387-nucleotide messenger RNA. RefSeq names its product sialin (gene MFS9). Bases 469 to 1977 code for a protein of 502 amino acids. Gene Ontology annotation, biological process: transmembrane transport; monoatomic anion transport. The record is from RefSeq and is a predicted model, not a curated record. Gene Ontology annotation, cellular component: plasma membrane. Gene Ontology annotation, molecular function: transmembrane transporter activity. The transcript has 7 exons. NCBI's taxonomy places the organism in Eukaryota, Metazoa, Arthropoda, Insecta, Diptera, Muscidae.